CAGUGAACGCUGUAACGUUCAGCCCACUAAACCAGUAAAAUGAAACUACAUAUCCUCUUGAUCGCCCUGGUGGCCCUGGUGGCCACGGUGUCGUCCAAGUCGGCUCCUGGUCGCUUGGCUGCGCGGUAUGACCACUUUAGGGUCUACCAAUUGGACAUUGAGACGGAAUGGCAAAUGGAGGAGAUUAAGAAGAUUCACGAGCACAUCACUGUGCACAUCCUCAACGAGCUGGGUCUUCCCGGUAACAAAUACCACAUCAUUGUAGGCCCCCUGUUCCAUAGAGCUUUUGAGAAGACUCUGAAAUUCCUGGAAAUCGUUUACGAAGUAAUUGUCGAGGAUCUGCAAAAAUUAAUAGAUGAAUCCUCUGUUGACGAUGAUUCCGAAAUGGAAUGGGAGUCCUACCACUCUCUGGAAACCAUUUAUGAUUGGAUUGAUAAGGAGUGUGCUGCCCACGAUUACCUGGAGUGCAAAGUGAUUGGACAGUCUUAUGAGGGUCGCGAUAUUAAGAGCAUCAAGCUGUCGAAGCGGUCGGGCAACAAGGCUAUCUUCCUGGAGGGAAACAUUCACGCCAUGGAAUGGAUCUCGUCCGCCACCGUCACCUUCCUCCUGAACCAAUUGAUCAACUCUGAGGAUGCGGAGAUGCAGCGUCUGAGCGAGGAGUACGAUUGGAUUGUUGUGCCUAUGGUGAACCCUGAUGGCUUUGUCUACACUCAUGAUGUGGAGAGGUUGUGGCGCAAGAACCGUCGUCCCAAUGGAUAUAGUAAUGAUACUGGUGAUUGCUAUGGUAUCGAUAUGAACAGGAACUUUGACUACCACUGGGGAGGUGCCGGCUGGAACAUCGAUGAGCCCUGCGAUCACUGGUUCGGUGGUGAUGUUCCCAACUCUGAGAUCGAGAUCGUAUCCCUCCAAAACUUCGUGAGCUCCUUUGAGGAUGGUUAUAUCCGAUCGUACAUGGCUUACCAUGCCUAUGGACAGUACGUGCUCUUGCCCUAUGGACACUCCAACACCGAGUUCCCCCCCAAUUACGAGCAGAUGAAGCGCAUUGCCGCCGCUUUCUCUGAUGCCGCUGCUGAUGUCUAUGGCUCUGCUUUCACCUAUGGAGCUAGUGGUCUUCUUAACUAUGUCGUCUCUGGAGCUGCCAAGGAUUGGGCCUACGGCGUGAAGAACAUCCCCUUCACCUGCACCGUGGAGCUGCGUGACAAGGGUACCUUCGGAUUCUUCUUGCCCUCCAACCAAAUCACCGAGGUGGGCCUCGAGGUCACCGCUGGUCUGAAGGCUCUGGUCAACAAGGCAGCCGAGGAGGGAAUUUUCGAUUAAACGCUUGUUCUGUAAAUUUAAUUUAAGAGCAGGUGCUGUGAAUAAUAAAUAUAUAAAUUGUA
Molecule: messenger RNA, 1379 nt
Organism: Drosophila eugracilis
Lineage: Eukaryota; Metazoa; Arthropoda; Insecta; Diptera; Drosophilidae
Product: zinc carboxypeptidase
Exons: 5
Coding region: 40-1317 (425 amino acids)
Biological process (GO): proteolysis
Molecular function (GO): zinc ion binding; metallocarboxypeptidase activity
Source: RefSeq, a predicted model, not a curated record